CGUCGCCGUCAAAUCAGUUCGCUCCGAAACGCAAGCCCUUGGGUGUCUCUCGAACGACAUAUAGUAAGUUAUAACUUACACACUUUGAAAUGGCAGUCAUACAAAACAAACAGAAGAUAUCAGUGCCUGAGUAUCUGAAUGAACAGUUUUUCACGGAGACCCUUGAAGACGGUCUGAGAGAGUCAAAAGUAACCGUAAAGGAAAUCAUUUUUGACUGGGGCAGCAACCCUGGGGACAACUACUGCUCGGCUAUUUAUCGGGUCGAACUUACCUUCUCGAAGUGGGUUAAUGGAGCUGAAUCCACAGCAACGGACAAGCUUUCUCUGAUUGUUAAAACGAUUCCGAUUACUGAAGCAACUCAGUUUCUAGAGGACGUCAGUGUUUUCAUCAAGGAGAAGCAGACCUACACAGACGUCCUGCCCCGAUUGGAAAUCCUGAGUCGUGGAGAUAGAUUUGGAGCCAAGUAUUAUCACUCCGUAAAGACCCCUGUUCAGACAAUUGUAUUUAGCGAUCUGAAAGUCGAGGGAUAUAAAGUGUCGUCACGAGAAGCAGGCCUUGACUGGCACCAUGCCUCCCUUAUCCUUCAGCAGCUAGGAAAAUUUCAUGCCACAUCCAUGGUACUGGCCAAAAAGGAUCCACGAAUUGUGGAGAAGUACUCACGUGGCAUGCUCAGCGAAGACAUAUUGAUGAAGAGCGACACCUUUGAGCAUAUGUUUGGAGGCUUCCUAAAGGGUCUCAUCAAAAGUUCAGCCAGUUGGCCUGGCUUUGAAAAAAUAACCAAAAACCUACAGCGCCUUAUGGACAACUUUCGAUCUGUAUGCGUGGCUGCAGCCAAACCAAAGAAUGGUGAUCGGUACGUGGUACUCAAUCAUGGUGACAUGUGGACCAACAACUUUAUGUACGCCUACGAGAACGCUUCACAGCCUGAAGUACCUACGCGUGCUAUCUUUGUGGACUUUCAGCUCAGCUUUUACGGUAGUCCAGCUUGCGACCUGAAUUUCUUCCUAAACACCAGCCUUAAGCUUGAAUUGCUGCAAGAGCGCCGUGAGGAUCUAAUUAAGGUGUACUACGCGGCAUUUAAGGAUGCUUUAAAGUACGCCCGCUUUGAGGACAUCCCCACAUUCGAGGACCUGCAGUAUGAACUGCGAAGUCGCGAGACCUACGGACUAUUUGGGUUGUUCGCUUUUCUACCUAUGAUUACUAUGCCCAAAGAAUUAGCUCAGGACAACAGCAUAGAGAACAUGCAGGACGAAGCUUUUAAGCAACGUAAGAUGGAUGCCAUUUUUUCGCAAACAUUUUUAAACAACUACCAGAAGUGGGCCUUGCAACGAGCAGAUUCUCUAGGAGUCUUUGGCGACUAUUAAAAGUUGUUUUGCCAUUAAACUUUGUGAUAACAAUUGGACAUGUGAAUUUUAAAUGUACUCAUGUUUAAACAGAAUCAUAAGUUUAGCUAUCCAUAAUGUAUACACCCUGAUAUGUUAGCAAAAAUAGAUCAUUUAAUAGACCA
This is a messenger RNA of Drosophila eugracilis, 1507 nucleotides long. RefSeq lists its product as uncharacterized. The record is from RefSeq and is a predicted model, not a curated record. NCBI's taxonomy places the organism in Eukaryota, Metazoa, Arthropoda, Insecta, Diptera, Drosophilidae. Bases 90 to 1364 code for a protein of 424 amino acids. The transcript has 3 exons.